Molecule: messenger RNA, 2805 nt
Organism: Guillardia theta CCMP2712
Lineage: Eukaryota; Cryptophyceae; Pyrenomonadales; Geminigeraceae
Exons: 7
Coding region: 1-2805 (934 amino acids)
Biological process (GO): negative regulation of DNA-templated transcription
Cellular component (GO): nucleus
Molecular function (GO): RNA binding; metal ion binding
Source: RefSeq, a predicted model, not a curated record
AUGUUGGAAGCGCGGCGAGCAGGAGCGGCGGGGGCGGACAUGCAGGAGAUGCUGGAGCUCUGUGCAGCAUAUCCCCCGAGCAUGGUGGAAGAGCUCUUGAUGAUGCUGCAGAGAGGCGGGAGCGAGGAGGAUCUGGAUGCGUUGGGAUUGAGAAUGAAAGAGAGCAAGGGAAAGGGCGUGUUACGCGUGUAUCAAGCUCUCCUAGAGUGUGCUGGGGGUGUACAAGGAGCCAUGGUAUCUGCCCUGCGCGAGCCCUCUUCUUUAACAUCCUCUCCUUGGCGUGAGAAGUUCCUCCGACGAAAGAACGAUCCAAGCAAGAUGUCGUGGACUGGGUUGACAUGUGAAAGCGUUGUUCAGAACCGCUCCUCUCCCCGCCCGACUAUUGAGCAGAGCUCGGAGAGCAGUGUUUCAAACACGCCGCCUGCCUCAAAGCAACCGAGCAUGCCCUUGGGACGCGAGUCUCUCACGCUUGGGCAGAAGGAAGGGAAGGCCAGCACUCCAUACAAGACUCCCACAUCCAACAACAGAGCCAGCUCUGCUCACAAGAACUUACCUGCCAACGUCUCACCUGCCAACCUCCCACCUGCUAUCGUCUCGCCUGCGAACGUCUCGCCUGCCAACCUCCCACCUGCGAUCGUCUCGCCUGCCAACGUCUCACCUGCGAACGUCUCACCUGCCAACGUGUCACAUGCCAACAUGUCACCUUCAGGCGUGUCAUCUGUUGGCGUCUCAGCACUUCCUACGGUGAAACUGUCGACAGGUCCUACAAGGGUGACAGCGACGGUAGAGGCAAAGCAAGAAGGGAGGAAUGGCAGCGACAUCUCUUCCUUGCCAUCGAGAACAGGGCAGCCUGCUAAGAUAUCAGCACUAUCCUCAUUCCUGAACUCACCUGAAAUGCAAAAUAGUAGGCAGAAGCCUUCAACCCCCAAGGCUGCUGACGAGGCGUGUAAAGAAGUUACGGGAGAUGUACAGGGAGAUCAACCAAUUGCUGAGCAACAGGGCGAGCAGCCGGCUGAGAGCCCUACGGCAGUCCAUGAAGAAACCUGCACAGAAAGCCCUUUAGAUUGGGAGCGUCUCUUCAACCUAAUUUCUGACUCCAAAGAAACUAUCAGCAGAGAUCAGUUUCUUGCUUUCCUCAAGGACAAGGGAAGGGAGAUCUUGGGGAUUGACGACGACGACGAGGAGAUGAUAGAGGCCUUGUUCAACGACAUGACGAACGACGCCUUCAAGGCAUCAGAUCAAAUCUCUCGCGCUGACUUCUUCAAGGUCUUCGAGGUCACAGAGCACCAACAGACAGGCUCAUACAGCAAAUCCCCUCAGGCGAAGAAGAAGAGGAGAUCCAGAGAGUUUCCUGGGCAGGGUUACGUCUGUCAGCAUUGUGGGAAGGAAGGUGGAAAGAAGGACUCUCACUGGCAUCAGAAUUGUCCAGUCCUCCUGCAGAGUCAAAACCCUGAGCACUUGAAGCGACUGAAGGGCAAGGUUGAAAAGAGCCAGCAAGGAGAGGGGAGGGAGCUGGCGUUCAUCAAGAUGGAGUCUAGCCCAGGGGUAGCUGACGUCUAUGUUCCUAAGAGCAUCUUCAUCGGCCAUGAUCUUGAGGAUUGGAAGAGAGUCCGCAAGGGAUCCGUGAUGGAAGUUAUGGCCCACCACAUGGUACGCGGGUCCAACAGGUGGCGAGCAGCGACUUUCUUGAACUUGUGUACGGAGGAAGGCCAGUCGCCUGCAAACAGGCCAUCGGCAGACAACAGAAACAGUUCUCCUCAAGUCAUGCAGUCGAGCUUGAAGCCGGUGAACGUGCGCGCGGCGUUUGUGCAGAACAAGAGGAAGCGAUCUUCGAGGGGGAACGACGACGACCUGAUAGAGUCGAGAGUGAUCAACGACAGGACAGGGAGGAACGAAAUCGCUAAGAUCAAAGAGGUACAUGCCAGUCAAGAGAAGAAGCAUAAGACCCUCGCUAAAGACAUUGCGACUGAAGGCAACGCUCCUCCCCGACCGCAGGCCCCAGCAGCCAUCAGCGCUCACGGGGAGGAGAGCAGGAGGUUGGAAGACGGCCCGACUUCGGAACAAAGGCAGAAUCAGGACGACACGGACAGUGAAGAUGAACCAACCCUGAGCAUCGACGAGGACGAGGAUGAGGACGAGGACGAAGUGGAGAAGGAGAAAGCGCCAACAAACGACGGGAAUGGGAAAUCGGAUGGAAAGGAGGAGAGACAUAGUCAGAGAUUGAACUCUCCGAAUGGUUCGAAUAUGAAGAGGAGCGGGAAAGACAAGAGGCAGGGGACCAAGGACAGGCAUACCUCUUCACGGGCGGGAAAGAGGAAGAAGAUCGAUGCUGACUGCACGUUCUGGCUGAAAGGAUGUUGCAACAAGGGGGACGCCUGCCCUUUCUCGCACCAGGCUGAACCUCCAAUGAUCGUCUGCAAGUUUCUCCUGCGGGGAGACUGCUCAAGAGGAGAUGCCUGCUCCUUCUCGCACGACCUUUCUCGCAUCCCUUGCAAGUUCUUCCACGUCGGUGGCAACUGCAGCAAGGGGGCUGCAUGCCCCUUCGGCCAUGCGGCGCUGACGGAGGAUCAGAGGGAAUGGGUGGAGAGGGAAUGGAAAGUGAACUCAAAGGAGAUGAAGGAGCUGCUGGCUAAGGCAUUACGAACUGAGCAGGAGGCGAAGGCUCGGGUAGAGGCGGGAGAAGAAGUGCACGUGGAGGACGUGAGUGGGAGGGGGCCGGCAAUGAUCUGGGGGGAGGACGACGUUUGGCUGGGCAUCCCCAUCACCACCGGGACAGCAGGACUGCAGCAGGAUCAAGAAAUGUAG